Messenger RNA from Pseudozyma hubeiensis SY62, 2739 nucleotides. Its product is annotated as peroxisomal multifunctional enzyme type 2. Lineage: Eukaryota; Fungi; Basidiomycota; Ustilaginomycetes; Ustilaginales; Ustilaginaceae. Bases 1 to 2739 code for a protein of 912 amino acids. Gene Ontology annotation, molecular function: oxidoreductase activity. The transcript is spliced from 3 exons. The record is from RefSeq and is a predicted model, not a curated record.
AUGUCCGACUUCCCCUCCACCGAGAACGGCAAGAUCUCGUUCAAGGGCCGUGUCGUCGUCGUCACCGGUGCCGGAAACGGUCUUGGUAAAGCAUACGCACUCUUCUUCGCUUCGCGCGGUGCAAAGGUUCUCGUCAACGAUCUCGGUCCUUCCGCCAAGGACAAGGACAAGAAGGCUGCCGAUGUCGUCGUCGAGGAAAUCACCAAGGCCGGCGGCGAGGCCAUCGCUAACUACAACUCAAACACCGAAGGUGACAAGAUCAUUCAGCAGGUGAUUGACAAGUGGGGCCGCGUCGACAUCGUCAUCAACAACGCUGGUAUCCUCCGUGACAAGUCCUUCAAGGCCAUGUCCGACAAGGAAUGGGAUCAGAUCACCGCCGUCCACAUCACCGGAUCGUACGCCUGUGCCAAGGCUGCAUGGCCUCACAUGCGCAAGCAAAAGUACGGCCGCAUCAUCAACACCUCGUCCGCUGCUGGUAUCUACGGCAACUUUGGUCAGGCAAACUACUCUGCCGCCAAGCACGCCAUGAUCGGCUUCGGCAAGACGCUCGCCAUCGAGGGCGCAAAGUACAACAUUCUCUCCAACAUCCUCGCUCCCGUCGCCGCCAGUCAGCUCACUGCCACCGUCAUGCCCCCCGAGAUGCUCGAGAACUUGACUCCUGACUACGUCGUUCCCAUCGUCGCCUACCUCGUGUCUGCCGAGAACAAGGAAGUGUCCGGUCAGGUGUUCGAGUGCGGCGCCGGCUUCUUCGCUCAGGUGCGCCGCGAGCGCAGCCGCGGUGUCGUGUUCAAGACCGACGACUCGUUCACGCCCGCUGCCGUCCGUGCCAGGAUCGACGAGAUCCUCGACUACGACGAGAAGCCCGAGUACCCCUUCCGCAUCACAGACGCCAACCACAUGGAGUUCCUCGAGCGUGCCAAGGAGGCCAAGUCGAACGACCAGGGUGAGGGCCCGGUCCGCUUCGACAACAAGACGGUGCUCGUCACUGGUGCCGGUGCCGGUCUCGGUCGCGCUUACGCCGUCAUGUUCGGCAAGCUCGGUGCCAACGUGGUCGUCAACGACUUCCUCGAGAAGAACGCUGCCGCCGUUGUCGACGAGAUCAAGAAGGCUGGCGGCAAGGCUGCACCUGCGGUUGGCUCGGUCGAGGACGGUGACAAGAUUGUCAAGGCGGCUACCGACGCUUUCGGCUCGCUCCACGUCGUGAUCAACAACGCCGGUAUCCUGCGCGACAAGUCGUUCGCCGCCAUGUCGGACCAGGAGUGGCACGCCGUCCUCAACACGCACUUGCGCGGUACCUACAGCAUCUGCCACGCCGCCUGGCCCAUCUUCCAGCAGCAAAAGUACGGCCGUAUCGUCAACACCACCUCGGCCGUUGGUAUCUACGGCAACUUUGGUCAGGCCAACUACUCGACCGCCAAGGCCGGUAUCAUCGGCUUCACCAACACGCUCGGUAUCGAGGGCAAGAAGUACAACAUCUUGGCCAACACCAUCGCACCCAACGCCGGUACCGCCAUGACGGCCACCAUCUGGCCCCAGGAGAUGGUGGACGCCUUCAAGCCGGACUUUGUGGCUCCCAUGGUGGGCUACUUGGCCAGCGAAGCUAACGAGGACCUCACCUCGAGCCUCUUCGAGGUCUCCGGUGGAUGGGUGGCGGCGGUGCGCUGGCAGCGUGCCGGUGGCCACGCCUUCAGCCACGGCAAGGCGCCCACACCGGAAAAGAUUGUCAAGAAGUGGAACAAGAUUGUGGACUUCGAGACCAACCCCUCGUGGCCUACCAGCCCGAGCGACUCGCUCGGUGACAUCGUCUCCAACUUCGGCGCGUCUGAGGAGGACGACGAUGACGACGACGAGGGCGGAGCUGGCGGCGACUACAGCGACCCUGACGACCCCGAGAUUGUGCAGAAGGCCAAGAAGGAGCCCAUCGACGACUCGGAGUUCUCGUACGGCGAGCGUGACGUGAUCCUGUACAACCUGGGUGUAGGUGCCACCGAAAAGGAGCUCGACCUGGUGUUCGAGCAGGACGACGACUUCAAGGCGGUGCCUACGUUCGGAGUGAUUCCUCAGUUCAUGGCGAGCGGUGGUAUCCCGCUGGACUGGUUGCCCAACUUCAGCCCGAUGAUGCUGCUGCACGGUGAGCAGUACCUGGCCAUCAAGAAGACGAUCCCCACGAGCGCCACGCUGGUGAACAAGCCCAAGCUGAUGGAGGUGCUGGACAAGGGCAAAGCUGCUGCCGUCACCUCGGUUGUGCACACACACGACAAGGAGAGCGGCGACCUGGUGUUUGAGAGCCAGAGCACCGUCUUCAUCCGAGGCUCGGGUGGCUUCGGCGGCAAGAAGAGCGGCAAGGACCGCGGUGCCGCAUCGGCGGCCAACAAGCCCCCCUCGCGCAAGCCCGACAAGGUGGUCACUGAAAAGACGACGCCCGGCCAGGCUGCGCUGUACCGACUGUCGGGAGACUACAACCCGCUGCACAUUGACCCCAGCUUUGCCCAGGUUGGUGGAUUCGACCAGCCCAUCCUGCACGGACUGUGCUCGUUCGGUAUCUCUGGCAAGCACGUCUUCCGCGAGUUUGGUGCGUACAAGGACAUCAAGGUGCGCUUCACUGGCCACGUGUUCCCCGGCGAGACGCUCGAGACGAGCAUGUGGAAGGAGGGCAACAAGGUCAUCUUUACCACGCGUGUGGUCGAGCGCGACACGCAGGCUCUGGGCGCUGCUGCCGUUACGCUCGCCGACGAGUAA